Molecule: messenger RNA, 3754 nt
Organism: Nasonia vitripennis (jewel wasp)
Lineage: Eukaryota; Metazoa; Arthropoda; Insecta; Hymenoptera; Pteromalidae
Product: glucose dehydrogenase [FAD, quinone]
Exons: 6
Coding region: 626-2545 (639 amino acids)
Molecular function (GO): flavin adenine dinucleotide binding; oxidoreductase activity, acting on CH-OH group of donors
Source: RefSeq, a predicted model, not a curated record
UCACGUAUACACCGGCCAGCAGUGCCAAGAGCAAUCGCGGCUGCAGGAGCGGCGCUGCUCAUAGCCUUUUGGCGGCGCGCAGGUGAUGGUGGUGGUAACACCUGCACGUCGACUUUAUACGUUCGUGACUCCAUGUCCGAAGUCGCAGUCUCGCGCUUUCUCUGGCUCCGCAGGAGCCGUGUACGCGACUCGCGGGCCACGUGCUUUUCGACGUGCUUUCUUGCGUUACGUGCGGGUGCAUAAUACAGUACAGUGUGUGAACUUGUUAGGAGCUUUGUGCAGCCGGGCACACACGGGCGAGAUUACGGCAGGAAUUUUUACAUCACCGCGAGGUAUAUAUCGCGUUCUGGUUUCGUCACACGCAUACGCGAGCGCCGAACGAAUUUCUCCCACUGGCCGUCAGAUCGUCCUGGACUGCGGAAGGUUCGAAAGCCAUUCGAACUGCAGCCGACGACGAGCGAGACACAGUGAGCCAGAGCCGGGAACGUCGUCGAAGAUGAAACCGCAAACUCUCUUCACGCACUGAGUGAAAGAACGCCUUGCGCUCGCUCGAAGACUCUUCAAAACCGAAAAUCAGUCACCGAGGACGAAAAGAGGGUAGUAAAGGAGGAAAGAAGCCGGCAGAAUGGUGGCGGCGGUGGCGACGGUGGUGGCGGGUGCGCUGAAGGCCGCGACGGUGCUGCUCGGCGUGGGCAAGGUCGUGGCCUUCAUCCCCGCGCUGAUCGCGGCGAUCGCCUACUUCCACUACGACCUCAUGGACCCGGAAAAUCACCCGCGCGUUCAGCGCGAGCUCAGGCGCGAGUACGACUUUGUGGUGGUCGGGGGUGGCUCGGCCGGCAGCGUCCUGGUCAAUAGGUUGACCGAGAACCCGGACUGGUCGGUGCUGCUGCUCGAGGCUGGAGGUCACGAGACCGAGAUCACCGACGUGCCCAUACUCUCGCUUUAUCUGCACAAGAGCAAGCUCGACUGGAAGUACCGGGCGCAGCCGCAGGACUCGGCGUGCCAGGCUAUGGUAGACAAGCGCUGCUGCUGGACCAGAGGAAAGGUAAUCGGUGGCUCGAGCGUCUUGAAUACGAUGCUUUACAUUCGAGGAAAUCGACGCGACUUUGAUCAAUGGGAGAGCUUCGGAAAUCCCGGCUGGGGAUAUGACGACAUACUUCAUUACUUCAAAAAGUCCGAGGAUCAAAGAAAUCCCUACUUGGCUCGGGAUCAGAAGUAUCACGGAACUGGCGGAUACCUAACAAUCCAGGACGCCCCCUAUAACACACCCUUAGGUGUCGCCUUCCUGCAAGCCGGUGAGGAGAUGGGCUACGAAAUUUUGGACAUAAACGGAGCUCAGCAGACGGGCUUCGCUUUGUUCCAGUAUACGAUGCGUCGAGCGACGCGUUGCAGUACUGCUAAAGCCUUCGUUCGGCCAAUCAGCCUUCGGCCCAACUUCCACCUGUCGCUCUGGAGCCACGCGACCCGAGUCCUUAUCGAUCCGGCAACCAAGCGCGCUUACGGCGUCGAAUUCAUACGCGACGGCGUAAAACAGGUCGUCUACGCGCGCAAGGAGGUCAUCCUUGCAGCUGGAGCUAUCAACUCACCCCAGCUGCUAAUGUUAUCCGGUGUCGGACCAGCUCAGCACCUCAGCGAGGUUGGCAUCCCUGUUAUACAGGAUUCCCCUGGAGUUGGACAGAAUUUGCAGGAUCACAUCGCCGUCGGUGGUCUAGCUUUUCUCAUUGACCAUCCCAUUAGCAUCAUUUUCAACCGACUGGUUAACAUCAAUUCUGCGCUCAGGUAUGCCAUAACGGAGGAUGGCCCGUUAACCUCGAGCGUGGGUCUGGAAGCUGUGGGCUUCAUCUCCACCAAAUACGCCAAUCAGACUGAUGACUGGCCUGACAUCGAGUUUAUGAUGACCAGUUCCUCCACCAACUCAGACGGUGGUACGCAAGUGAAAAACGCUCACGGUCUCACCGACGAAUUCUACAACGAGGUCUUCGGCCAGAUCAACAGCCGAGACGUCUUCGGUGUCUUCCCCAUGAUACUUCGUCCCAAAUCUCGUGGCUUUAUCAAGCUUCGUUCUAAAAAUCCUCUGGAGUACCCGCUCAUGUACCACAACUAUCUGACUGAUCCGCAUGACGUAGACGUGCUGCGCGAGGGUGUCAAGGCAGCCAUCGCAUUUGGCCAGACUUCAACGAUGCGCAAGUUCGGCGCUCGGUUCCACAGCAAGCCACUGCCUAACUGCAAGCACUUGCCGCACUUCACAGACGAGUACUGGAACUGUGCGAUAAGGCAGUACACCAUGACCAUCUACCACAUGAGCUGCACUGCCAAGAUGGGACCACCGAGUGACCCCAUGGCUGUCGUUGACCCACAGCUCAGGGUCUACGGUGUAAAGGGACUAAGGGUCAUCGACGCCUCCAUCAUGCCCACCAUCACCAGCGGUAACAUUAACGCGCCAGUCAUCAUGAUCGCCGAGAAGGGAGCCGACAUGAUCAAGGAACAGUGGAUGAAGAGAAAGAGGAGGACGUACAGGAACGCUACCACUGCAGGUGUGGCGUGAUUUACUCUGCCGUGUGUUAAAGUUUCACAAGAUAGGCGAAUGCGUUGAAAGUGGAACAAAAACUGGAUCUACGAUUCGUAACGAGUGCGCGUCUACGGUUUCGUGGAGUUAACCAAAAAGUGGAAUCAAUGCAACUUUAGUGUUGGUUGUGCAAACGUUUUAGUGUUCGUGGACAUAGCGUUUAAUUUUCAAUGCGGAAUGAUCCUUUGGUCAGUGUAAUGAAUCAGAUAUUUGAAAUAAGGCUUCGAUACUAAGUUCAAGUAAACUUACAUAGCUGUACUAAAUUGACUUUUAACGAGCAAAGUUUACUAACCACAAAUCUUUGCAAAAGCAGGUCAGGAGUCAAUUUCAUUUUGUGAAUCAAAAGGGCGUCAGUAGCUUCGAAGGCAAAGAUAAAUUUAAGCUAGAUUCCAUCGACCGCAGCUGAAAUAUGUGCGCGUACUGCAGCGAUGCAAUCGAGCAGCGAAAUCAGUAUGUGGAUGGCAAUAAUUUCAGCCGCAUUAUCAGCGGAAUCUUGAGUCAGUGUGAGAGCUAUUCGACUUUCAGUUUGGCUAAGCAAUAUUGUCCUUCUACUUGUGCACCGGCCUCUCAAGACCAACGGGAUCUACCUUUCAUUUUUCUCUGCAAAUAUAUACUCGCUAAAGUAUUACAUAAAUAAGUUUAUCAGCAAGAGGCACUGCGAGUGAGUAUUUUGUAGAAUUUAGACAAGUCGUUUGGUGCGUCUCUAUUUACCUCAGAUUGUAAAAUAACUUUGUACAUUUCGUUAUAUGAGCAACGCAUUUCCGUUAAGUGCCAUUUGUGAAGGUGUUGAUAGUUGAUUUUAGAUGUAACUGUAAGGUCUUUUUAAGGAUUGUGAAUAAGUAGCGGUGUAAGAACUAUGUUUUUAUGUUACUGUUCAUGUUUACUGUUAAUGCAAGACUAAAUCAAAGUUAAAUUAUGCAUAGUGUGCUAAACUAAAUAUUAUAUUUUUAUACGUAAUGAAAGUCAAGUCACAACGAUAAAUAAAUCACCUCGUAUUCGUCUGUGAUACGAUUUAUGAAAAAUUUUGAGAACUAGUAUGUUAAAUUGAAAACUAUAUAACGUUUGUAAAUCAAAUUCUACUAAUUAGGCUUAACAAUAUUGUAUUUUGGUAGGCUUCAAUAGAUCUACAAAAUCUAAAUUUUCUCGUGUUUUUUUUACAAAUGAAGCAAUAAAAUCAAUUCAAAAAUA